UGACCUAUAAUUCCAAGGUGGAUUUAAACCUAUGAUUCAAUUCUGUUUGGAGAAACCACUUUUUUUAUUUUUUCUUACCUCUCUAAACCUGCAAAUAUGAAUGAUAUGGUAGACCAGAUGACAAGGCUGAAGCUGAAGCUGCUGGAGAAGAGACUUGAGAAUGACAGGAACAAUUAUGAUGAGAGGGGUGAUUCAGCUAUUUCCACAAGAAGUUAUGAUGGGCAAGCGGAUGCCUUACAUAGUGCCCUGAGAAGGAAGCGGAGUUUACUGCAGAGGCUCAGAGAGCAACAGUUACUGGAGGAUCUUGGAAGACCACAUACAUGGGGAGGGAGUCACAGGCACGUCGCCCAGAUCCCUUUCCAACAGCAAACCCUCCUCCGAUUCACAUAUACCAGCCACCUCCACCUCCACCUGCCCCUGUCCACCAGCUGCCCCCACCACCUCCACCCCAGCUGCCCCCGAAUCAUACAGCAGAUGCUCCCUCAACAACCAGCCACCAUAAUUCAACAGUUGCCUCAGCAACAGCCACUCAUCACACAGAUACCUCCGCCUCAGCUGGCACCGCCAUACAAAUCUGGCAGCAUCAAAGAGGACAUGGUGGAAAUGAUGCUGAUGCAGAAUGCCCAGAUGCACCAGAUCAUCAUGCAGAACAUGAUGCUGAAGGCCCUCCCUCCCAUGGCUCUGAACUCACCAAUGGGAGCUGGUCAUAGUGCCCCCUCAACCCCACACUCUGUAGUGGAAAUGUACCCCAAAGCAAAGGGCAGUGCCAUCCACCACCACCAUCACUACAGCCCAUCUGGCCCCCAGCUGCCUCCCAUUACCUAUCCAAUAUGGGGCAGCCAGGGAGGGGCACACCAACCCUCAGUGCAACACGUGAUGGGGCCAAUAUCACUCCCACCUUUAAACACUGGCCAGAGGUGGAACUAAUCCUUUUCCGGCAGAAUGAUGGAUCACAGGCAAAGAUCAUUCUUCAUAAAAAUACACCACUUGUUUCCCAAUCAUGUGAGGUCACCUUGCCCACACCCUGAACUUUGCCGAGAGCCAUUUGGGAUUUUAAAACAGAUGGGAGGAGUAAUGUGGUGAGAACUGACACUGCACACAAACUCCAUGCGUCUGGUUACAGAAUCUCGCAGCUUCAGUGAAGGAAUGCCAAAGGACUGCAUAACAAAGCACUUUAAUGGCAAUUGCCAAUAGCUGAUUAUCCUACAUUUAUUUUAAUUACUAACAAAUCAUUUAAUAUAUAAUUCAGUUAUAUAGUUCACUAUGAGAAUACGUUGAAACACUUUAUACAUUGACUGAGAGCAUAAGGACUGAAUAUUGUAUGCAACAUGCACCUGAACUUUGAAUGAAGCCUUGAUGUGUGCAGAUAGAACAAUAUGUGUAUAGAAAGCAGUUAAAGAUGACUCAAGAGAAACCUUAAACCAAGAUAUUGGAUGAUGCACAUUUUUUCACGUGUUCCAGCAACCCACACGAGACAUACAUUUGUUAAAUAAUCCAGUGUUUAUUAAAUAUUCUUUAUUUUGUAUGUACAAAUUCAUAAUAUACAACAGGCAGCCAAUACUGUUAAAUUAAAUCAAGUGUCAACAUUGGAUGACAGUCCAUUGUUGAAUAAAAAGUCCACUUAACCAUGUGGUGUGCCCUUAGAAGCUUAGGUUGAUUUAAAAAGAAAAGCACUGGUUUAUGCACACUUGGGUAAAAAAUAAAAACAAUAAACUCUAUAUAAACUAUGCAAAGUACAAUAAAUAAAUACAUUGUUGUAUUGCUAAAAUCUA
Messenger RNA from Alosa alosa (allis shad), 1772 nucleotides. RefSeq lists its product as uncharacterized. NCBI's taxonomy places the organism in Eukaryota, Metazoa, Chordata, Actinopteri, Clupeiformes, Clupeidae. The record is from RefSeq and is a predicted model, not a curated record.